Molecule: messenger RNA, 2765 nt
Organism: Humulus lupulus (European hop)
Lineage: Eukaryota; Viridiplantae; Streptophyta; Magnoliopsida; Rosales; Cannabaceae
Product: fructose-bisphosphate aldolase-lysine N-methyltransferase, chloroplastic
Exons: 10
Coding region: 149-1471 (440 amino acids)
Biological process (GO): peptidyl-lysine monomethylation
Molecular function (GO): protein-lysine N-methyltransferase activity; protein binding
Source: RefSeq, a predicted model, not a curated record
UUCUGAGGCAAAAAUACGACGGGUGCAACGGAUGAUUCCCCUAAAUUUAAUACUUUUUGACAAAUAUUGUAUAAUUUUACCUUAAAAUCAUUCAAAACUUUAUCAACUUUUUAUGUUUUAAUUUAGAGUUGUUACCCCAGACUUGUCAAUGUUCUUGGUAGCUCGAGUCACCAAUGCUCAGUGGUUUCAAUGCCCGCUUCCCAUAAUCUCUCACCGUUUGAAGCCCAAGCUUCCUUCAUUAUUAUACAAUGCCAAGUUUUAUAGGUUUAACAAGCUUUCCUAUAGCUUGGACAAAGAAAGCGACGAUUUUCUAUUGUGGUUGGAAAGAAAAGCUGGGACCCAUGUGUCAUCUAUUCUUUCGAUUGGAAAAUCGUCAUACGGCAGGGCAUUGUAUGCAUCAAAAGUUAUACGAACUGGAGAUUGCAUUUUGAGAGUUCCUUACAAAGUGCAACUAGCACCAGAUAAUCUCCCGUAUGAAAUUAAAAGUUUGUUAACUGAUGAAAUUGGUCAUGUUGCGAAGCUUGCUAUUGUAGUUUUACUUGAGAUGAAACUAGAAAAGCAUUCUGAUUGGGUCCCUUAUAUCAGCUACUUUCCUUGCCUGAAGGACAUGCAUAGCACCAUAUUUUGGAGUAACGAUGAGUUGGAGAUGAUUCGCCAAAGUUCUUUGUAUCAUGAAACUAUUCAUCAAAAAUCUCUAGUCAAAAAUGAAUUUUUGACAAUUAAAAAUGCUAUUGAACGAUAUGAAAUAUUUGAAAGCAUCACUUAUAAGGAUUUUAUGCAUGCAUAUGCUUUAGUUAGUUCUCGAGCAUGGGGAAGCAUAAGAGGUGUAUCCUUGAUUCCAUUUGCAGAUUUUUUAAAUCAUGAUGGGAAUGUGGAAGCAUUUCUUUUGAAUGAUGAUGAAAAACAACUAUCAGAGGAACUCAAUUUCGUUACUAAUCAUCCUUUAUGCAAAGUUCUUGACUACAACUGCUUGUCUUCCUCUUUUCGAGCUACUGUGCUUGCCAUUUCCAGUCAUAGUGAACCUGCCUAUUAUCAUCAUGCAGCUGGCAUUCCGGUGUGGGACUUAGCCAUGGCGGAUGAGAUUGAUGCUCUUGAGCGAAACCAAACUUGGACUAUUGAUAGUUUACCUCCUAAUAAACAUGUUGUGGGCUGUAAGUGGGUGUAUAAGAUUAAACACAGCGCUGAUGGUUCUGUGGAGUGUUACAAAGCUCGGUUAGUAGCUAAAGGCUACACCCAACAGGAAGGCAUUGAUUACAAUGAUACUUUUGCUCUUGUCGCAAAGCUUGUUACUGUGAAGUUAGCUUUUGCUCUUGCUGCCAUUCACGGUUGGUUUCUAUAUCAACUCGAUGUCAAUAAUGUUUUCUUACAUGGCGAUUUGCAUAAGGAGGUAUUUAUGACUCUACCUCAAUGGUAUUGUCCUAAGGGGGAGUUACCAGCCAAUCCCGUUUGCAAGCUGCAAAAGUCUAUAUAGUUUGAAGCAAGCAUCUCGACAAUGGUUCGAAAAGUUUUUAGUGCAUUAAUGGAAGAAGGCUUUGUACUUUCUGCUACAGAUCACUCUUUAUUCAUACAACAUUCAGGUACAAGUUUCAUUGCAUUUUUAGUCUACAUUGAUGAUGUGAUUAUAACCAGCAAUGAUCUUGAUAAAGUUGAAGCUUUAAAGAAGAGGUUGAAUGCUCGGUUCAAGCUGAAAGAUCUAGGCAACCUAAGGUACUUCCUUGGAUUAGAGAUAGCUCGGUCAAACAAGAGUAUUUUUGUUUCACAAAGGCCUUAUGCGCUCCAAUUACUAGAAGACAUUGGUUAUUUAGGAAGCGAACUAGCCAAUACUCCUAUGGAGCCGAAUCUGAAACUCAGUCAAGAAGUAGGAGAAGAACUUGAUAAUCUUCAAUUGUAUGAACAUAUCAUUGGAAAGCUUCAAUACUUGACCAUAACUAGACCUGAUCUUUCAUACUUAGUGAAUAAACUAAGUCAGUUCCUUGCCACACCAAGAGUGCCUCAUUUGAAGGCAACCCAAAGACUAUUACAGUAUGUUAAAGCUUGUCCUAGUUUAGGACUUUUAUUUCUUGCUAACUCUGAAGUUAAAUUGAGGGCUUAUACAGAUUUGGAUUGGGGGGCUUGUCAAGAUUCGAGGAGAUCAACUUCAGGUUUCUGUGUGUUUCUUGGUAGCUCUUUGAUAUCAUGGAAAAGCAAGAAGCAAGAUGCAGUUUCGAGAUCUUCAGCUGAAGCUGAAUACAGAGCAAUGGCAAAUACUACUUGUGUAAUUGUUUGGUUACUCUCUGUGUUAAAAGAGCUCAAGCAAGUUCACACUGGACCAGUAGAACUCUUUUGUGAUAAUCAAGCAGCCUUGCACAUCGCUGCAAACCUAGUGUUUCAUGAGAGAAUGAAACAUAUAGAAAUAGACUAUCACUUGGUUAGAGAAAAGGUUCAAUCCGGACUCAUCAAACCAUCACACAUUUCCUCUCUGGAACAAAUGGCAGACAUCUUCACCAAGGCUUUAUUUCCCAGUCAGUUCAAGUACUUGAGAGACAAGAUGGGAUUGCAAAGUAUUUACAAUCCAUCUUGAGGGGAAGUUUUAGAGUCAUUAGAUGUUUACUAAUUCAGUUAGGAAGUUCAGCUGUGAUUUUCUGUUACAACUAAUUAGUUAGAGUUGUUAUUACUUCUCUCUUUCAUUUUUGUAAUCAGUAUAAAUAGAGUCCUGUACCAAGUGUUCUAUUCGAUCAAUUAUACAGAGAAUUCUUUUCUGGAUUUACUCAACUUUCUACAACUAA